This is a messenger RNA of Syngnathus acus (greater pipefish), 2694 nucleotides long. RefSeq names its product neuronal differentiation 6b (gene neurod6b). The transcript has 5 exons. Gene Ontology annotation, molecular function: protein dimerization activity. Lineage: Eukaryota; Metazoa; Chordata; Actinopteri; Syngnathiformes; Syngnathidae. The coding region runs from base 951 to 1979 and encodes 342 amino acids. The record is from RefSeq and is a predicted model, not a curated record.
UUUUUGUACUCUGCCCCCAUAUUUUUUCAUUCACUUAAAACAUUUUAUUUCUUUUGUCUAGUUCCUAUGACCUGUUGCAACCUUUCUCGUUCUGUACCAAUGUGUUUAUUUUUUUACAAGUGUAUUGUGUGUAUGUGUGUGUGUGCUCUAUAAUUUCCUCCUUGUGUUUAGAGCAAACGCUUGUGACAUUGUCAAGUAAUCUGUUUGUUGUGCUUUUCCAUGCUCUUGCUGUAUUUAGCAGGCGUCGUCGACAUCAUUGUUGGAUUUCUUCUCCACGUGGUGUUUUAGUAACAAUCUGUUCCCCACGCUCACACUCCAGCUUAGAUGAUUGAUCUCAAAUGUCUCGAGGUCAGGUGGGUGUGCGAGGUUUAAAAAGAAAACAAUGCCGGUAAAUACUUAAUGUGUAUUUCUGAUCUCCUCACUGUGACCUGCUCAGAUUAUGACCUGUGUGCGUGUCGAGAGAGAUGUGGUGGACUGCUUCGCAUUUCAGGUUGCAAACGGGGCUUGCUUGCCAACUCUUCUCCAUCCGCCAUUCCGACGGUAGGGAGGGAAGACCCCCAACUUAUUCUCAAGCAGACGUCAGAUGUCGCCUGCCAAUCCAUCCGGAGAGGAGGAAGACGAGGACACUUGAUGAGAAGCGUGGAGGAAGUAAGGGAUUCUCACAUCAACGCCUAGAGUGUCGAUUAGGAGGGUCCCCAGGGACCCGGCGAGCACGUGGUCCGGGCUGCCAUGAGACGUCAGCGGCAGAUGGCACCAGCAGCCCCAUGCAUACCGGCUGCUGGCACCAGUGGCAGACAGUCCUGAAGAAGACAGCGAAGAGGAGGAGGAGCAGAGAGGAAGCCUGAGUGUGCUCUUGUCAUUAUUGCUGUCAUCUUUUUGGGGGGCGCAUGAGCGACAGGAGGUUUGGGAACAUGGAGGCUGCACGCUGACCCCCCUCCCUGCAUGGAAUUAUGUUGACUCUGCCAUUCGACGACGCGCACACGAUGUGUGAGCCACGCUUCGGCGCCAGUUACCCCCGCGGAGGUGCCCCCGAAGAGCGAGCUUCCCCUCGCCCUCCUCACCAUCUCCACGAUGACGACGAAGACGACGACGAGCCGUGCAGGUCCAUCGGAGACGACGGCGCCUCCUCGGAUCGGGACGACGAGCAAGAGGACGGCGGCCUCCUGCUGCACAAGAAGCGCGGGCCCCGGAAGAAGAAGGCCAAUAAGGAGCCGCGCGAUCGCUCCAGGAUGCGGCGGCAGGAGGCCAACGCCCGGGAGAGGAGCCGCAUGCACGGCCUCAACGCCGCCUUGGAGAGCCUCCGCAAAGUGGUGCCCUGCUACUCCAAAACGCAAAAGCUGUCCAAAAUCGAGACCCUGCGCCUGGCUAAGAACUACAUCUGGGCUUUGUCCGAGACCCUAAGCGCCGGCAAGAGACCCGACCUGCUGGCGUUUGUGCAGACCCUCUGCAAAGGAUUAUCGCAGCCCACCACCAACCUGGUGGCGGGCUGCCUGCAGCUCAACGCCCGGAACUUCCUCACCGACCACAACGGGGAGGUGGUGUUCUCCGGGCGCUCUCCGUACGACCCGCUCUACUCCUCGUCGGCCUACCCGGGUUCCGAGGUGAGCGCGCCCACCGCCGGGCACGGCAGCUCCGGCUCGUCGGACCCGGCGAGUAAGCCGUUCCGCCACUACGGCUACUCGGGCGCCUACGAGCCGUCCUACGCGUCCCCGGAGGCCGGCAGCCCGCACUUUGAGAGCCAGCUGAGUCCUCCCGUGAACCUGAACGGCAUUUUCGCUUUCAAGCAUGACGAGCCGCCGGACUACGUCAAAGGGGGUCACCACUACGGGGUGCGCUACUGCGGCGCGAGCGGACGCGCGGCCCUGGCGCACGGCUCCAUGUACCGGGUGGCCCCGGAGGGCCGCUACCCGUACGACCUGCACGUCCGCGGCCAGUCCUUCCAAGCGCAGGGGGAGCUCAACGCCUCGUACCACAAUUAAGAUGCACAAACUCUCAUUUCUGGACACAUCCACACAAAAGUGCUUCGUCUUUUCCCCUCAGAUCAACUCCAUCAAAAGUCUGUACUUUGGACGCCGAAGCACAACAAACUUUGACCGUCACAAGUCAAUGAAAAUGUCCAAAUCCACAUCACAAUUCGUUGAAGAGGCAUAUUUGUAUGAUUUACAUGUCAUUUGGGGGAUCGUAUUAGGUUAUUAUCAAUUUAGAAUUGAGCAAUAACAUAGCAAUGAAGCUAUGCAAAUGGCAUAAAAACGGUUAAAACGUGACAUCUAAAUUGUUCCAGGACAAUUCAAAAUACAUGUGCGUGAGUGUGGAGUAAAUUGUGUUUUAAUAGAGAGUGACUGUAAAUUAUGAGUACUUAUUUAUUGGUUUAUUUAUUUGAGCCUAUUUAUUGACAGUGGAUUAUAUAUGAUAGAAUUAUUGUACAUUUCAAAACAGUGUUAUGUGAAGGAUUUUAUGUUAUUGUUGUCAUGAGAAGGGGUUUAAUAUUCCCAUGUGUCACAUUCCUUAAAAAGACACCACCGUUAAUAUGCAAUGACAUUCAUUUGGUCAUUUGUUAACAAAUUAUGUCAUUUUUGGGGCAGGGAGAUGGCCAAACCUUUACUCGUUAUGAAUCGAAGUAAUGUUCAUGUUGUGAUGCGCUUGUAUCAUUGACCACAAUUGAAUGAAUAAAUGAAUUAUAGGGGAAAAUCAAAA